This is a messenger RNA of Daldinia vernicosa, 1196 nucleotides long. RefSeq lists its product as uncharacterized. The record is from RefSeq and is a predicted model, not a curated record. The transcript is spliced from 2 exons. The coding region runs from base 219 to 1067 and encodes 282 amino acids. Lineage: Eukaryota; Fungi; Ascomycota; Sordariomycetes; Xylariales; Hypoxylaceae.
AGUGCCCAUGCGAGACUAUUAUGUAGGUAACAUCUAUAUCAUCUGGAUAUCCAACCCCUCCAGCACACAUUUAGAAACUAACUAGCUAACAUGUGUUUUCGUAGUGGUUUGGUGCCGAGGUAAUUAGCCCUCCAUUACCUUUUGGUGAUCACAAGGCACGCAAAGCCGUUCAAAAGGCUUGCGGUGUACUUCGUAAUAGCCUGCGUUGCCACAAGCCUAUGGAAUGCUCAACGGGAUUCCAUGUGCACCUAGGCCAUAAGCACGGAUGGAACUUAUUACAGGUUAAGAGAUUUGUAACGCUCUGGGUGCUGGUGGAGCCGAUUCUCAUACACCUUCAUAGGAAGGACCGCAUUGCGAUGGCGAAGUGGUGUCGCAAAUUAGAAGAGGGUACAUGCCUCGGACAGGCUCUCUUCCAUGCCGAUAGAAAUGUUCGUUAUAGGCAGGCUGGUUGUACACCACGUUCUAGCCCGGCCGAGAGAGCUCGUAAUAGAGAAAACAUGGCCGCUAACUGUGAGAUUUCGGGCGCCGACGCACGCAAAAGAGAAUUCCUUCACAACGUGUGGCAUUAUACGACAAUUAGCGAGUUGACGGAUGCUUUGGCCGGCGGCGAAGAUGAAGAGAACGACUUCGCCAGACCGUCUAUCCGAGUACGCAUACGAGGCUAUAAGAAGUCUGAAAAUCCGACUGUGAACAGCCCUGGGACGAUAGAAGUUAGAACGAUGCACGGAACGCUCGAUGCUGACCACAUACUUCAAUGGCUUGUUGUCUUGCAAAAGAUGCUGGACCUUUCGCGCAACGCUACGGCGGAAGUUUUUAAGGGCACAACAGGUCUCAUGGUACGUGCAUUAAACCGCACCGAUCAGAGAGUGUAUCAUGUACUACUCGGGCUUCAGAUCCAUCCAAGAACGGUACACUACUUCAUGAGCGAAACCAAUAGAGUUGGGGAUAAUACCCGUGACCAAGACUGGUGGGUAUAUCCAGAUGUGGAUAAAGUUGAUUGGCUUGAACCGUUCAUGGUUCCUGGGCACAGCGCAACGCAUGGGGCACAGUAUAACGUUCCAGUUUAGGAUGUUUGUAUUGUCUUGAGGUAUCGCGGCGAAUAUGAAAAGGUGAUGGAUAAUAAAUUAUCAUGUAACUACGAUGUAUCUUACUAUGUACACUAUACUAGUAUAUGAACCUUAAGCCUUAAACGUCAU